UAGUGGAGCCGGAGCGGGGCGGAGCGGCGCUCCGGCACUUUUUCAAUCCAUGUUUUUCAAUUGCAAAUGUUCACAUUUAUAAAUACAUAUAUUUAAAAUAUUUUCGUGUUCGAAUUUUGUCUAAACACUUGUAGUAAGCAUUGCCUGCGGCUCUGUGCCAGCUGUGCGAAUUUGCGACAGACAGACAGCUAGCUAUACGUUUAAUAAAGACAAGCUGUCGGCUAAAACAUCAAGUAAUCUGAAAAACGAUGUCACCACAAUAAGCAGCACAGUUGCUGCUUUUGAUUGGUCCAUUAUUAUGCCAUUAAAAUAUGCUGUCAUUCCAGUUUUUUUUUUUUAGCAAAUCACUUUUGAAAGUGAUGUUGCUGACAACCAAUCAGAGAAGGAGGCGGUUCGUUCCUUGGCCGUAACUGAGGUGAUGAUAUUAGUAACGGUAUUAAUAAUAAUAAAAAACAACUCGCAAAUCAAAAAUGUCUGGUCUCGGAGGUAGUAAACGAACUCGUCAAGAGACUUUGAUACAAUAUUUUGGCAAUAGUAGUAAAAAACAGAAGAUCGUUUGUUGUACGGCAGAAGCAGAACCUACAGUGGAACCAGAACCUACAGCAGUUGAAGAAAAAAACGCGGAGAAACAGCCAUGGCCAAACAUCUGGAGUUCUGAGGUAUGGGAAGAAAAGAAACAACUUUACACUUUCCUUGACUGUGCGGAUGGUAAUCUGGGCUGUCGUGUUUGUAGACGUGUUUCUGCGCUGUCAGUUUUGAAAAGUCAGGGUGUUUCUCUGUCUUCUGAGUGGAAAAAUUACAGUGUUGGGUACAAUGGAAAAACUCGAGAGCAACAGCUACGAUCUUUGAGAAAAAAGAUAGCUGAACACAAGAAAUCCAGCGCUCAUAACAAGGCCACUGCAUUGUUACAGCAGAACACAGAGGACAUUAUUGGGAAAUGUGUUGACAGUGCAAAAAGGCGAGAUCACGAAACUACCUGUAAAAUAUUUUCUACUGCUUACUACCUUGCAAAACAAAAUCGACCCUAUUCUGAUCACCAGGCCUUACUGGAACUGCAAGAAAUACAUGGUGUUAAUGUGGGAACUGGUCUUCAUUCCAGAUACAGCGCCACUCAAAUUAUCAACCACGUUUCUGAUGAAAUGGUCAAAAAGGCCUGUGAGAGAAUAAUACACAUCGAUGGAAAAAUUGCUGUGUUAAUUGAUGAAUCAACAGCUCUGAAUGGUUCCCCAGCACUUAUUGUGCAUCUCAAAUGCGAGACAGACAAGACACGUGACCCUCACUUCAUGUUUUUGGAGUUAGUUGAACUUUUUGAUCAGUCAGCUGAGUCCAUAGUGUUAGCGCUUACUAAGUGUCUUCAAAAACACGGGUUUGACCAUGCAUACUUACAGAAGAAUCUUGUUGCAUUUGCAAGUGACGGUGCAAGUGUAAUGCUUGGGAAAAAAUCUGGUGUGGCAAAACGAAUUUCAGACAUGUACCCCAACAUUGUUGUCUGGCACUGUCUAAAUCACAGACUCGAACUUGCAGUUGCCGAUAGUGUUUCUGAGACUACUGGCAUGAACCAUUUUCAUUCUUUCAUGGACAAGCUAUACUCAGUCUACAGUAGAUCAGCACUAAAUCAGCAAGAACUCCGAAAUUGUGCGAAGGAACUGGAUGCUGUCUUGAGGAAAAUUGGUCGUGUACUGGAUGUGAGAUGGGUUUCCAGUUCGUUCAGGACUGUCUCCGCUGUGUGGGAAAGUUUUGAAGUUCUGUCGACUCAUUUUAAAGCUGCCGUAAGCUCUAAGCGGACUUCUGCUGAAAGAGCGACAUACAGCGGUCUACUGAAAAGGCUGUGCUCGCCAGAAUUUCUCAUUGACCUCGGAGUUAUGUACGAUGCCUUAUACGAACUUUCACUGCUGUCAGAGAUUCUCCAGAAACGGACUACUACAUUGGUUUAUGCAGAUAAAAUGGCACGUAGAACAGUAAGGAUUUUUGCAUCCAUGAAUGAGAAUGUAGGUACAAAUACUCUUGAAGCGCAGAUAGCUGCCAUGGAAGGAACAUUUAAAUCUACAGUGCUGACGUCGAAUCCCAAACAUGUAAAAAUAAAUCAUAAACAAUUCCUUACCAAACUCGCCAAUCAUAUGAAAGAACGACUUUUUACAACCACUGCAUCAAAUGAGAAGGCUUCUUCCGAGGUGAAUUGCCAAAAAUAUGAAAGUCUUCUUUCUGAGCUCUUGGUCCUGGAUCCACACCACUGGCCUGCAGAACUACCCCAGGGUUAUGGCGAAAAUGAAGUUGAAAGAUUGUGUCGGCGCUUUCAGCUAAAUGAACGUAUUAUCAAAAAUGCAUUUCGAGAUUUUAAGGAGAACAACGGAAGAAUUCCAGAUGAUUUAGCUCCACUUAUUAACUGCACACGUGUGAUCCCGUGCAGUACUGCUGAAUGUGAAAGGGGAUUCAGCCAAAUGAACUUAAUUAUAACUGAUCAGCGUUCCAAAAUUUUAAUCAAACAUGCUUCAGCCUUAAUGUUUAUCAAGCUUCAUGGACCCCCUUUGAGACAGUGGAAUCCAAGCCCUUAUGUGACCACUUGGUUGCGACACAAUCAUCGAUCCGCAGAUGACAGCCGUACACGGGUGGCAGCUCCAAUUUCCAGCGACUCCCCUGACGCUCUGUGGCAGUUCCUAUAGUUGACUAAAAACAACCUGUGAUUGGUAAGUGCAACUUUUAAUUUUCUAUAGAGAGGGGAGAUUUUACAGAAAUUUGUUAAGUAAAAUAUGUGUUAUAUUAUUAUUAAAAAAAACCCCGAUUAAAUCGCGUUAAAUGGAAAGUGGGCGUAACUGUUAAUACCUCGUUAACUAUUUAAUUGAUUCUCAUUGGGACCGCUCCGCUACUUUUUUUUUUAC
This is a messenger RNA of Acipenser ruthenus (sterlet), 2876 nucleotides long. Its product is annotated as E3 SUMO-protein ligase KIAA1586-like. NCBI's taxonomy places the organism in Eukaryota, Metazoa, Chordata, Actinopteri, Acipenseriformes, Acipenseridae. The record is from RefSeq and is a predicted model, not a curated record. The transcript is spliced from 2 exons. Gene Ontology annotation, molecular function: protein dimerization activity. The coding region runs from base 471 to 2660 and encodes 729 amino acids.